GCCUUCCACACUACAGUCCUUUCUCAAGACCUUUCUGGGUUCAUUUGCUUUCCAGCCCAAUGGUUUUCUUCUUAUUGGACAAAUCCCUCUUUUGUAUACCAAGCCUGGCUUAGGCAAGUACCUGAGAUCAGUAAACACCUUCAGUGCCCUUUAGUUGACUCCCUUCUGACCAUGGAACAACAUCAGCCUGAGCAUCGGGUUCCUGGUAAGGCCAGGAUUGCAGAAACAGUCACCCUUGAAAACCAUGAGGUCCUAUCGGGACCAGAUGAACACCCUCAGGACAAGGACACAAGAGAUACUAACGGGGCAACAGGAGAACAGGAGCCAGCAGGCCAAGCUCUGCUGUCUGCCCAGGAUGGGGAUAACGUUGAGUCCCCUCCACUUGAAACUAGCUCAGGUCUGCCAGCUCCAGCCCAUGAGACAUCACCUGAGACAGAGACUGUAGGGGUGUGUUCUACACCCCAGGAGCUUCCUCAGUCCCCCAGGACCCGACAGCCUGAGCUAGAUUUCUACUGUGUAAAGUGGAUUCCCUGGAAGGGAGAACGAACACCCAUCAUCACCCAGAGCGCUAACGGCCCUUGCCCUCUCCUUGCCAUCAUGAACAUCCUCUUUCUUCAGUGGAAGGUGAAGCUGCCUCCUCAAAAGGAAGUGAUCACAUCGGAUGAGCUCAUGGCCCAUCUUGGAAACUGCCUUCUGUCCAUCAAGCCUCAAGAGAAGUCAGAGGGACUUCAGCUGAAUUUUCAGCAGAAUGUGGAUGAUGCAAUGACAGUGCUGCCUAAACUGGCCACAGGUCUGGACGUCAAUGUGCGAUUCACAGGAGUCUCUGAUUUUGAGUAUACACCGGAGUGCAGCGUCUUCGACCUACUCGGCAUACCUCUGUACCAUGGCUGGCUUGUUGAUCCACAGAGUCCUGAGGCUGUGAGUGCAGUUGGGAAAUUGAGUUACAACCAGCUGGUAGAGAAGAUCAUCACCUGCAAACACUCCAGUGACACCAACCUCGUGACAGAAGGCCUGAUCGCAGAGCAGUUCCUGGAGAACACAGCAGCCCAGCUGACUUACCACGGACUGUGUGAGCUGACAGCAGCUGCCAAGGAGGGUGAACUUAGCGUCUUUUUCCGAAACAACCACUUUAGCACUAUGAUUAAGCACAAGAGUCACUUGUACCUGCUGGUCACCGACCAGGGCUUUCUACAGGAGGAGCAAGUAGUAUGGGAGAGCCUGCACAACGUGGACGGAGAUAGCUGCUUUUGUGACUGUGAUUUUCACCUAAGUCAUUCCCUGGGCAAGGGUCCCGGAGCAGAAGGUGGGAGUGGCUCCCCAGAAAAGCAGUUGCAGGUAGACCAGGACUACCUGAUUGCUCUGUCCCUGCAGCAGCAACAGCAGCCACAAGGCACGUUGGGUCUUAGCGACUUGGAGCUGGCCCAGCAACUUCAGCAAGAGGAGUAUGAACAGCAGCAAGCAGUCCAGCCUGUGCAGACACGGGCUCCACCGCCACAGGGGAGAGGAGCCACAUCUGGACGCCCAGCCGGGGAGCGUCGGCUGAGGCCCAAGCACGAGUCAGACUGUGUUCUGCUGUAGCACUGCCCCAAUGCCAGGCUGACCGGCCCCUUCUUUCAGAGGCUAUGGCUGGCUUGCUUGCUUCCCCACCUCAACCCCUGAGAUGUGCAGGGUGACUUAUUUAUGGACCGUUAGGGAUCACAGCAGGCAAUAAACGCCAAGGUCAGACUCCGUAAUGUCCUUGCCCUCACGUGCUGCUGCCUUUCUUCUUCCCAUCCAGGGCAACACUGAGAUUAGUGGGGUGAAGAUUUCUGUUCCCAAUUCCCUUUCUCAGAAUAGUCACAUGAAUAUACAGCCUCAGGCUCCAGGGUGAGAUCCCUGUCUGGAAUGUGUCUCCCCUCCUUCCUAUCUCUGACUGUCUGGGUGCCCCUGACUACCCAGCAGGCCUGUCUCCAUUUGUUUCAGGGCUUGAUUUGGGUUUCUAUCUCCAUUAUUUGUAAUGCCUUCCUAAGGUUUGGAAAUAAAACUUCUUUCCUGAGA
Messenger RNA from Microcebus murinus (gray mouse lemur), 2037 nucleotides. It is a transcript of the gene MINDY1, whose product is annotated as MINDY lysine 48 deubiquitinase 1. Gene Ontology annotation, cellular component: cytosol; cell periphery. Gene Ontology annotation, biological process: protein K48-linked deubiquitination. The record is from RefSeq and is a predicted model, not a curated record. Gene Ontology annotation, molecular function: cysteine-type deubiquitinase activity; cysteine-type carboxypeptidase activity; K48-linked deubiquitinase activity. NCBI's taxonomy places the organism in Eukaryota, Metazoa, Chordata, Mammalia, Primates, Cheirogaleidae.